AUGGAGUGUAUUGAAACUGUUUCCUAUUCCUUUGUCAUAAAUGGUGGCUUAGCACAACCAUUCAAAGGUAAAAGGGGCAUCAUGCAAGGUGAUCCAAUGUCACCUUACCUGUUUGUUCUUGGUAUAGAAUAUUUACAAAGGGAAAUGAACCAGCCGGCUAAUAAUCCAAAGUUCAACUUUCACCCAAGAUGCAAGAGAAUGAAAUUGUUCUCAAAUGCUUCUGGUGUACAAGAAAAGUUAGACAAGAUUUCUUUGUAUAUAACAGGAGUGUUCCCACAGGUGAAGGAGGAUAUUUUUCUAGCCCUUGGUUAUGUGGAAGGAUCUCUUCCUUUCAAAUAUCUAGGAGUACCAUUAUCACCCAAAAAGCUAUCUGUCAGCUACUUAUUAAGGCAGUUUCUGUUUGGCAUGCAAACGUAUUGGGCACAGAUUGUUUUGCUACCAAAGAAGGUCAUGAAGCUCAUUGAUGCUGUUUGUAGAUCCUUUCUAUGGACAGGGAUGGGGAAAAUAUCCAAGAAGGCUCUGGUUUCCUGGGAAAAAAUAUGCCAACCACAAGCAGCUGGUGGACUUAAUGUUAUACACAUGGGAUUGUGGAACAAGGCUGUAAUAUUGAAACAAUUAUGUGCCAUUUCACAGAACAAAACUCUCUAA
Lycium barbarum (goji berry) is the source of this 648-nucleotide messenger RNA. RefSeq lists its product as uncharacterized. The coding region runs from base 1 to 648 and encodes 215 amino acids. The record is from RefSeq and is a predicted model, not a curated record. Lineage: Eukaryota; Viridiplantae; Streptophyta; Magnoliopsida; Solanales; Solanaceae. The transcript is spliced from 3 exons.